GACGCCGUGCGUUACGUACACGUGACGCCGCAAGGAGGAAGAGUCGCCUCUUGGAACUAGUCGCAACUACGACAGGAGCGUCUAAUUAACAGCGGGACUGGUCUAAGAAAACCGGCAGUGUCCCGCGAAAAGCGGGGCUGUUAAAAAGUAUGCGUCUAGUUUUCCUCGGUUCCUAAUAAUUUCAGCAGUAGGACAACGUUAUCAUGGCUUCUCCAGUCUGCCCGCUGCUCUGGAAUUUGCUGCUGUGUGGAAUGUGUAUGGGCACAGGUUGGCUGGCACGGGAUGGGCUUAUACGUUCUGAUCAGUUGCCCCAGUACCUGUUGGCAGAAGAACUGUCCCUUUCCUUGUUGCCUUCUUACUCCUUAGCUCCAGGACUCUCCAGGGACCCAGAUAUCUGCCUUCGCCUUCUGGCUGAAUUUGCCAACCAUAGUGCUGCCCUCAGCAGUUGCCUGGUCUCUAAUGCCAGGCCAGUCAGACUCUGCCAGAAUUGCUACACUGAAUACGUGCAACUUCAAUCUACUAUGCAAAGCAUUGAGACUCCUUCGCAGAAUGGUACAGUCAGCUGUGCUGCCAGUCUCCUGCAAUCUGACAGAGUUCAAGUCAUUGUGAUUCUAAGUGACUUUUUUGAGCAGACAUGGGAAGAAUCAAAAUGUUCACAGUGCUUACAGAAUCAAAGUCAGGGCUUGCUGAACACCACAAGUGAAUUCAUGGAUAUGUUUCUCAAACUUGGAACCUGUUUUAAUAUGAGCAUGAAGGAGCCACCAGUUGUAACACAGCAAGGCAACUAUUCUAGUGUUUGCAGAAAUUGCAGUAAGAAUUACAGAGACCUUAAUGAUCUGUACAGCAAACUAGAAAAGGAAAAGGCUCUAUGCAUUGACUUGGAAGAUGCAAUGAACAGCACGCGCAUUCUUUGGAGCAAAACCUUCAACUGUACAGUACCUUGCACUGACACUGUUCCUGUUAUUGCAGUUUCUGCAUUUAUUCUUUUUCUACCCAUAAUUUUUUAUCUCAGCAGCUACUUACACUCCGAGCAAAAGAAGCGCAAGCUCAUUUUCCCCAGCCGCAUAAAUUCACAUGCCAGUGCGGUGAAUAUUCAAGAUAAAUCUAACUGAACUGUAAAACCUUUGCAUAAAGAGCCUUUGCACUAUACAGAAAUGGUAACUUGUGUGAAGUUGAAGCUUUCUUUAAAAAAGACCUGAACCACAAGAAGGUCUUUGUUUGGACAGUAUCAGAAGGAACCAAGACUCAAGCAACACUGUCAUUGAUCAAGAUGAAUGCUGUAUCCACUUGUAUGGGCUGCUAAAAGAUUGAAGAAUUCAUUUUUUUUUUUUAAACUAGUCUGUUUACUGAAGUAAUUCUUGUAACAUCCAAAAUGGCUUUUGCAAGGCUCUGGUUCUCUAAGGCUCAUGUCAACAUGCAGCCAAGUGGUUGCCAUUAAUACAAAGGACAGGCUGGGCUUGGGAAAUUCUCUACCAACUGAAAAAGGUGCUGGAGAAUGCACUUCGUGUGCCAUGAGCCUUAGCGCAAGGCCAGACAUGGCAUUUUUACGUUGUGUAAAUACGCCACUAAAACCACACGCGACCGUCAACAUGCGUUUUUCAGCACGUAGGUUUCUUUUCCCAACAUGCACUUCUCAUUGUUCUCCUUCCCCAUAAAUCCGCUGGCUGCAAAUAGAAAAGCUAUUUAGAAAUAGAAAAACUAUUUACAUGCAAAAUGGAGCAGGAAUGAUCGUCAAUACACAACGUAAUUACGUCACUGGCUGUAAAAACCUAUAUGCGUCAUUUAUCUUGCAAGAAUUUGGACGCCAUAUUUAAAAUAUGCUGCGUAUUUACGUAAAGUGUGGUUUUAAACACUCUACUCCCAUAGAGUCUAUUGAUUUGGUAGUUUCUUGACGUAUUGGCGUUUCUGCUAAAAAACGCCAAUACUGGCGUCCUGUGGCAGAUUUCAACUUGCAAGCGCACUGUGAGAAUUGCCAUAGUGCGUUUUCCAUUAGUUUCAGUGGUAGUGCAGUUUAUGCGUAUUUACACCAAACGGAGAUUUUUUAAGAAAGCAACGUAAAAACACCACGUCUGGCUUUGCCCUAAAAAUUACUUUAUAACUUUCAUUUCUCCAUCCCCAAACUUUUAAAGCCACUGUAGUUUCUUUGUACCGAAUGUGAAUGUAUAAUUAAAUUCUCUUGCUUCGUUCUACCUUGUUCCUGCUGAAUUGUUACUGACUCUGCUGGCAGUUUCAGACACAUUUCUAGCUUUUUUUUAACAGCCACUCAGAUAUUGCUGCAGAGAGAGCACCCCCCCCUCCUUCUUUUUUUUGUACAGAGCUAUCGCUGUGCUGGCAUAGAAAUGUUCCCGUGCUCAGAACAAUGCAACAUGUCACUUGUAUAUUAGAGCCCCUUUUCAGAAAAGGGAUGAUGGUGAUAUUGGUUUCAAAUAAAAUACUGUGCUGUUAUGUACACAAAGGAGAGAACUACUUUAAGAGAAAUACAAUGUUUGAUGGAAAACUGUAUUUCAGUAGAAGUACUUCUAGUUCUAAGAAGGUUCUCUUACCAUGCAUUUGUGUUUUUAUUCCAUGAAUAGGUGGUUUAAAAAAAUAAUCAGAUUUGUUUACAGUUUUGAUAUAAAAUCAAAUCUUUCUGUAUACUGCUUGGAUCUACAACCUGUUACUUCUAGUUAUUGUAGAGCAGUUCCUAGGUUUUGUUCAUGGAAACCUGGGGGCCUCGGUUUGCCUUUGCUCAGUAUACAAAAACCUCUUUGACUUUAUUUAGAAAAAAAAAUCCCUUUUAAAACACUUCUAACAAAAAAAGGUCAAGGAUGUUGCGAAAAGCUGUUUUUUACAUAGGCAAUUGGAUAUUUUAAAUGCAGGGACAAUUUCUGUAUUUCUUUCCUCUUUGUACAGACAUGAUCAUCUCAUACAGGAGAUGAAUGUCGUGAAUUGCUUAUUGUUUUUGGUUAUUGUGCUCCAUUAUUGUGCUCCAUAGAUCAGCUGCUGCCUGCCAUGCACCCUCUGCAAGCAUUACCUUGAUUUGGUGAAUCAUAUGAUUGAGAGCUGUUCAAAGCAAUCUUUCAUUUAUGCUAAUAAAAGCUGGGUUUAUGUCUGCCAAGUUGCAGAAUGACAGCUUGUGAGUCUGUAAUCAGUGGCUUUUUGAGCAUAUUCAUGCUAAGUAGGUCUGAAAGUCAUUACUGCAGGAUAGGGCAGUUAAGCGCUUUAAAAGAGAAGUAGCUUUCACUUACGUUCUGAGCUGUGUAGCCAAUUAAAAUUACUGCACUUUUUUUUUUAACUGCAAAAAAAGUUAGGAAUUUAGAUUUCUACUUUGUCAAGGAGUACUUACUUUUAUAGCUUGAAUAAUUGUAUAACAGAUUGUAAGUCAUCCUAUGUCUGUUUUAAAGAAGUGCAUUUUUUGUGCUUUAAUGUGCAAAUAUUUUUUUAAUUGAUUUCGCUUUCUGCAAGUUUCCUUUUUUCCUCUGCUCCAGUAGUUGCGGCAGUUAAUAGCUUGAAGCUUGACACUGUGUUGAGCAGGUCGAGUUAGCCUUUGGUGACCAAAUUUGCUGCCCACCAAACCAUUUUUUAGACCAAAACACCCACUGCCUAACUAGCAAAUAUCUUUGUGAGGUUUGUUGCUAACUGUACUGCAGCAUUUUACCCUUGUGAUCCAGUUGGUGGCCAAGGGACAAACCCUCACAUUAGCCCAAAUUUACCUAUUUGUGUUGUUCAAUCAGACUAAAACCCACUACGCUGUUAGAAUUUAGGGAUACAUACAUUUUUCUCUGAUUUUUUUUUCUGAUUUGGCCUCUACCUCCCAAUCUCUGUGCACAUUGACUAGAGUGUAAUCUGCCUGUCACUGCAUACAAGGUGGAUUUCAGCAACAAAACAUUACUGUUAAUGUGCACACCUAUGGUGGCGAGGGCCAGUUUAUUCUUUGCCAGCAAAGAAACAACCCAUGUGACAAGCCUUAGUCCUAAAUGCAUCUCCUUCCACUCCCAACUUGCAGUUGGCCAGUGGCACUGAAAGAGCCAAUAGCUGAAGGAACAAAUGAACAGCUAAUUCAUGUCAUUAAUUUAUAUGAAGGACUGAUGAAUCUUUCUUCCAACAACAAACCAGGGGGUAACCACAAUUAAAAAUGGAAGGAUAGAUGGCACCAAGUCAGAGAAAUCUUAGUGUCCGUUGCAGACCGGCUAAUACAAAUACAUAUUAGUGUAUAAAGUACUUUAUAUACUUUAUACAAUACUUUAGUCUCCAAUACCUUACCCACGAGAAGCUAUUAAACAUUUACCCAAUCCACUUACUUCAGGGGCAGCACUCUCAAAGGAACCCCCUUAGGUUUUGGGAAUGUUCACUCAUUAAAAGAUUUGGAGCUUGCUUUUUUUUGUGCUUUCCUUCUAUUGCAACAGUGCAGUCUCUUCAUGGAUUCAGAGAAGAUCUUCAAAUACGCCCAACUUCUUUUCUGCAGGUAUACUGCAUUUAUUCCAAUCAACAGGUACCAUGAAAGACAAGCACCUAAACAAUUAAACCUAUGGAAAAAUGUUAUAAACCGUGAACUGCUACAAAACUAGGGGUUGCUAACUAAAAUUACAUAAGAUUUUGGCCAAACCUUUCAUUACAGAUGAUGUUGGAAGACCUUAAUUAUUGUAUCUUCAAAAUGUAAUAUCAAGGUACGUAUCUGUUUACACAUUUAAAAUGUAACUCGUUUACUUGGCACAUUAAAGUCGGAAUUUAUGUAACAGUGA
This is a messenger RNA of Xenopus laevis (African clawed frog), 4721 nucleotides long. RefSeq names its product osteopetrosis associated transmembrane protein 1 L homeolog (gene ostm1.L). Lineage: Eukaryota; Metazoa; Chordata; Amphibia; Anura; Pipidae. The transcript is spliced from 6 exons. Bases 204 to 1112 code for a protein of 302 amino acids. The record is from RefSeq and is a predicted model, not a curated record. Gene Ontology annotation, cellular component: cytosol.